Messenger RNA from Tachysurus fulvidraco (yellow catfish), 2511 nucleotides. It is a transcript of the gene tnfaip8l1, whose product is annotated as tumor necrosis factor, alpha-induced protein 8-like 1. The coding region runs from base 519 to 1166 and encodes 215 amino acids. The record is from RefSeq and is a predicted model, not a curated record. Gene Ontology annotation, cellular component: cytoplasm. NCBI's taxonomy places the organism in Eukaryota, Metazoa, Chordata, Actinopteri, Siluriformes, Bagridae. Gene Ontology annotation, biological process: regulation of apoptotic process. The transcript has 4 exons.
GAAACUUUUUCGUUAAAGGUGGAGUCAUGUAACACAAACUCCAGUAACCGAUCCGAAGAGGCAGAGGACGGACGACAACUUCUUUAAUUAUUCACAAGGACAGUAAAAUAGCUUUACAGAUUUGUCCAGUGGGGAUUUUCUCGUCGCUAAAGCUUUGUUAGAAGGUUUAGUUGUCGUUGUUUUGUUUGUAAAAUCAAUGUUUAUAAGAGGUCUUGUGAAAUGAGAUGGCUGCCACGAACUGGUGCUUUUAGAUGGAGAUUUGAGGAACCGGGGUUGCUGAGUGGAUCACGGAUUUGACGGAAAAGUUAAAGUAAGAAGCAUGGAUAAGUGGGCAGGAUAAGAACAGAUAGUGGAAGCAAGUAUCAGGUGCAUCUAUUUUAGUCACACCCUUUCUCACCUGAGGCAAUCAAGGUACAAACUCCAAGUUGCAUUUUACACCUGGAAGUUUGCUUCAUACCUGGGAGCUAACUUCACUCCUAUUCCAGUCAUUUUAUGGCAGUAUUACACCUUCAUGAUGAAUGAUGGACAUCAUCUCAUUCUGUGUUCUAGAGGACAGGAACAAGCAGUAUAUGAACAAUCCUUUGCAAACUCACUGUCCAGAAAACAUGGACUCUUUCAGCACUAAGAACCUGGCCCUGCAGGCCCAGAAGAAGCUCAUGAGCAAGAUGGCUACGAAGACAGUGGCUAACCUGUUCAUCGAUGACACGAGCAGCGAGGUGCUUGAUGAGUUGUACCGUGUUACCAAGGAGUACACACGCAACCGAAAGGAAGCACAGAAGAUAAUCAAGAACCUCAUCAAGAUCGUAGUGAAAUUGGGCGUGCUGUACCGCAAUGGGCAGUUUAACAGCGAGGAGCUUCUGCUUGUUGAGCGCUUCCGCAAAAAGGUGCACACACUGGCCAUGACUGCAGUCAGCUUCCACCAGAUCGACUUUACCUUUGACCGACGUGUCAUGAGCAGUCUCCUAAACGAUUGCCGUGAGCUGUUGCACCAGGCUAUCAACAGACACCUCACAGCCAAAUCACAUGCCCGUGUCAACCACGUCUUCAACCACUUCUCCGACUGUGACUUCCUGGCAGCUCUCUACGGCCCCUCUGAGAUCUACCGUGGCCAUCUGCAGAGGAUCUGUGAUGGUGUGAAUAAAAUGCUGGAUGAAGACAACCUUUGACCCUUAAUUUUUGUCUCCCUGAGGCCUUAUAUUUUGUCGGGUUUUUAUUGUAUGUGAAUAUUUUCACAUUUCUAUUAUCUGUUUUUUGUUAUGCCACACCCAGCCUCAACUUCCGCAGUGCUCUUUCUGACUGAAUGUUCUCCUGCGUGGGGAGAACAGCAGCUGCAUGUUUUACAUGACAAUUCAACACGCUUGGUCAAACCAUUAAAAGAAGAGGACAACCCAGACUUUAAACACGCACUCGUAUCUGGAAGGAUUAAUCAGGAGUGCUGGUUGAGCUUUAAAGUUGAAGUAGCACAUGGUUUCCCUCAUUUGCUUUCUUCUUGAAGUUUUAAAAUGUGUAAUUUUAUGCACUAUAAUUAUUACACCGAAGGAGAUUUUACACUUGUUCCUCUAGGAUUAGAUUGAAGUUUGCUUUCAUUUGGUAGCUAGAAAAAUAAUGUCUGCUGCAGUUGUCCUCAGAAGCCCAAUGUAAGCAAUCUCUCAAUGCUAAGCCUAUAAUGUUUAAUACCCACAUGAGUCAUGUGACACAAUGCAAGAACAUAAAUGAGCUUUAUGUGGUCAACAAACCGGUUUAGUAUGUAUGGAAUGGUCAUGUAUCGGCAAGUCCUUGUCAUGUAUGUAUUUUCUUUGUUUUAUUCUUCGCUGUGACCUUUUCACCCUGAUGCAGUUCCUCUUUGGGAAUGAAGGCAAAAUGAGCAUUUUCCAUGUACAACUAUUUCAUUCCUUUUUUGUUUUAAUAAUUUUAUUACUGAGCCCUUUUUGCUAUACUUCUUUCUUUUUGUGUGUGUAUGUGGCUGUCGCUAGUCACCUCCAUGACUCGGCCAAAGAGAUGCAAUGCAGAAUUUUAUUUCAAGGGCAGGAAGGAACAAACUCUAGCAGGCGUGCUGAUCUAGGGGUUAAAGUUAUCAGACGCAUAACAUGACACUCCAGCAGUCUGUAUUUUUAAUGUAUCUAGAGAUAGUGAUGAGACAUUUUACAUUUCCCUGAUGACAUGAGCAACUGUUAAAUGAAGGACCUCAGUGAACAGGAGUAUUUCUAUAGGUGAUCUGUAGGUGUUUAAAACAUUUUCCGGCUGUUUCUGUCAGAUCCUGCCCUGUGCAUCAAGGUGUGAUACGAUGUUUGCUUUCAAAGUUUUAUAAAUGAUCAAACAUAGAUGUCAAUAUUGAUGCUCACCGUCCAAAGGUAAACAUGAACCAUAAAUGUUUUACACAUGAAUAGUGGAAUUUUUUUUUUUAAUAUAUAAAUGGUGUAUGUAAAAUUUGGUUUUGACUGUGACACUAAAAGUAAUUGUUAUGAAGGCACAGAGCUUGAAGCUGAAAUAAAACCAUAUUAGUAAACAGCA